This is a messenger RNA of Fulvia fulva, 1485 nucleotides long. Its product is annotated as Alpha-taxilin. Gene Ontology annotation, molecular function: syntaxin binding. The transcript has 3 exons. The coding region runs from base 1 to 1485 and encodes 494 amino acids. Lineage: Eukaryota; Fungi; Ascomycota; Dothideomycetes; Mycosphaerellales; Mycosphaerellaceae. The record is from RefSeq and is a predicted model, not a curated record.
AUGGCUGCAGUCGCCCGCCAGCAGCAACACGCGCAGCAGCAGCAACCAUCCCGCCACUCGCCUGCCUCCACCGUCGAGUACCCCUCCCCCGAUGCCUCCGUCGCUGCUCCACCUCCACCUCCGACCAAUGCACCUGCUCCCGUGAAAGGCAAGGGCAAGGGCCAGAAGGGUGGAAACAAUGCGCCUGACCCAACGGAUGCGCACAAGGCCCUGCUAUCCAAGAUCUCCCAGCUGGAGGGCCAAUCUCACGAGGAGUCCAGCGCCACGGCUGAGAUCGAGGCCGAAGUCAAAAAGGCGAACCGAGAUCUGUCCCAGCUAUUGAAUACGCUUGAACCCCACAAUAGCAAGAUGGACAUCUUGCAGAGAAAGUAUAGCGAACUGCUAGGCGAGAUGAAAAGGGUCGAGCGUGAGCACGUCAAGGCCAAGAAGCGCGGCGAUCAGCUGCAGAAGGAGAAGGAGGAAGUCACCAAGGAGAGGACGAGGGAACGGGGACUGAAAGAGAAGCUGGAGAAGCUGAGUCGAGAGUUGACAAGAGAAAACAAGAAACUCAAGGACGACUACCGUGAUCUCAAGGAGAACUCGGCAAAUCGAAACGACGAGCUGCACAGGAAACUCGAGAACAUGGUGCUGGAUGUGGAAGCAGUUGUGUCGGAUCGAAAACAGCCCGAACGACAACACGAACUCGAGCAAGACAAGCUGUUCAGGGAGAAGUUCACAUCUUUCUUGCAUCAGUACGAACUGCGGGAACUCCACUUCCAGUCACUCAUGACCGUCAAGAACCUCGAGAUACAAUACGAAAAGGCACGCCACGAACAACUCAAGAAAGCGCAGGAGAACGAACUGAGCAAGAGCCACCAAUUGACACGACAAGUCAGCACUUUCAGCCAGACAGAGAACGAGCUUCGAGGACAACUCAACGUAUACGUUGAGAAGUUCAAGCAGGUAGAAGACACCCUCAACAACAGCAACGACCUGUUCCUGACCUUCCGCAAGGAGAUGGAGGAGAUGUCCAAGAAGACGAAACGUUUGGAAAAGGAGAAUCUCAACUUGACGAGGAAGCAGGAGGCAACUAAUAAGAACAUCUUCCAAAUGGCCGAGGAACGAAGUCAGAGUCAGCAAACUAUUGACCGGUUGACCCGCGAGAAUGAGAAGCUUAAGAAGCUUUGUCGAGCGAUGCAGACUCAAGGGUACGGCGGCGCAGGACAGGUGGCACAGGCACAACAAGGCGCGCACGAAGACGAAUUCCUCGACGGCGAAGGCGAAGGCGACACCGAGUCAGAAUACGACGAAGACUACGAUGAGGACGAAGAAGGCGAAUACGACGACGACACCGAAGAGGAGAUAGAGGUGGUGCAACAACCUCAACCGCCGAGGACGUACGGCCCUCCACCUCCUCCUCCACCUCAGCAGGGGCAGCAGCAGGUUAACGGGCAGCCCAAGCAGCCGAUGCCGAAUGGUGUAAAUGUCAACGGCACGCGCCACUGA